Molecule: messenger RNA, 1569 nt
Organism: Teleopsis dalmanni
Lineage: Eukaryota; Metazoa; Arthropoda; Insecta; Diptera; Diopsidae
Exons: 7
Coding region: 253-1548 (431 amino acids)
Source: RefSeq, a predicted model, not a curated record
ACUAUGCACAAAGCUUUUCCGUGAAAAUCUGUGUACAGAGCGAUAUUUGACACUUUAUUUGUGUUACGCUCUCAGUCUGUACUUUACUUGUGUUUUACUUGAGUUUUACUACGAGUAUCUCGUGGAGCAGACCUAAUAAUUAACUUGACUUUUUAAAAAAAUAUUUGCCUGGCAGUGCCGCAUAAAAUAUUUGUAAAUAUUUUGUUCAGUACAUUUGCCGGUUCUCCAAAAAGGAGCUGUCUGCAUUUUAAAAUGAAUGUGGUAGAACUGGUAAAGGCCAGUCUAUUACCAGAGCUCAAACAAAACUUCGAUGACAUACCAAUAACUCCGGAGCACUUUGAAGAGUACGUCAAAAUCGUGGAACUUAAUUUGAGAGUACUCUUUAAGUUUCUAUCGGAACAACCCAGAGAUUAUUGGACAAGUACCGAAGAAAAACUUGAGUUUGAUACUUAUCUUAUACUUCUGCUAUGUGAAGUUACGGCAAGCAAUACUUACCACAAAAUUUCUAAUGAAGAAAUGGUGCGUCACGCAAACUUAUUACUUAAUUCCCAUAAACCCAUGGAACCGGAAGUAGAAGAUAAAAUUUUUUCGUACUACCAGGCUAAGUUAGAACAGAAUGUGUGGAAAACUCAAUAUGGUGCUAUAAAUGGCUUUUUAAGAUAUAUUGAAUUUCGUUACAGUCAAGAGAACAAAAUGAAAAUGAAUUGGAUGAAUUUUUGCCUUGCAAUAGGACUAAGGCUGCGUGAAAGCGUUGAGACCGUCUUUAAACACAUAAGCUUAAAAAUAUUUAAGGCAUUGUUGCAGUUUAGCGAGCCGUCAAAGAUAAAGGACACUAAUAUUCAUAGCGUUAUAUAUGAUGCUGUAUAUAAAGAUGUACAUUAUAUGAGCUCAGAGGAAGCUACGACCGACAUAUGGACAUGUCUAUCUAUUUGCGUGAAAUUUUAUGAGAACAUUGAUAGCACCAACUGGAGUUAUGUUGAUGACAUGAUUGAGGUCUUAAUGCGGAAUAUACCAAUUAAUGCCAAUGACUUAAUUUCCCUAAGCCUUCUAAGAUCCGUGACAAAACUGGGUUAUUUCUUCUCAACUAACUGUGCAGAUAUUGAAAGAGCUAUUGCUGUAGAUUUCAAAAAUGAAAAAGAGCUGGAUGAGUGCAGAUCUUGUUGUCGUAAUAACAACUCGAGAACAACACUGCGGUGGGCGAAAUCUAUUUUGGAAUUAUUCGUUGUUGAAUCCUACAAGCUAUUAAGCAAACAAGAUCUAUGCGUUCAGCUAUUAGAGGAAAUACAUCGUUGUUACAUGGUUUAUAUAUUGGCAAUACCAUUGUCAAUCGUUGAACUUCAUUUAAUAACAUUUUUUGAGAAAUUUAUAACAGUUCUUAUGGAGGUUAUGGUUUUGAAUGAAAAAGACGAAAAAAUUGCUCAGCUGAUCAAGGCUUUACUAACUACUUUUUUACAUCACCUCCAAAACUCUUCAUGUGAAAUCAACGAAAAGUUGCUAUGUAUUCAACAGUCUUUACUUAAAUUAAUAAAACUUGACUUUUUUAUGUAAACUUUUAAUUUCAAAACUAAA